Messenger RNA from Durusdinium trenchii, 1267 nucleotides. The record is from the annotation of a GenBank genome assembly. NCBI's taxonomy places the organism in Eukaryota, Dinophyceae, Suessiales, Symbiodiniaceae.
CUUAAGCUUACUUUGAGCUUCACGUGUCCACCAUGCGAAUCGUGUGCCUUUGUCUCCUGGCGACCCUCCAGCUUUCCUUGGCCGAUCGGGGUGCUCAGAGCCCGCCACGCCCGCGCCCGCGCCCGCGCCAGCAGGGCGCGCCGGGUCGGGCGCGGAAGUCGAGGCCUCGUGUCGAGGGCCCCUCGAUCUCCCUGGAGAAUCGAGGCCGCUUGCAACGACUGGAAGAGGGUGAAGAACCGCUCGAAGUGGUGGAGGAGAUCCUGCAACAUCCGGAAAACCUCACGCGGGUGAAGGAAGUGCAAGUUUUUCUGACAGCCUUUGGGAAGUUGCAGUUAUGGGAAAAAACCCUAGAGCUGUUGGAAGCGAAACGCACAGGCGAGUGGCCAGUGGGUGAUAUAGUGCUCACCAACACGGCGAUGUUGACAUGUGGCUUGGUGGGCCAAUGGCAGGUGGUGCUGGGGCUCUUAGCUGAUGCACCUCGGAAAGGGCUGAACAAGAUGUCUUACAAUUUGGCCAUGCAGGCUUGCUGCAACGCUGGAAAGUGGGAAAUCGUGUUGAGCUUGCUGGACCGGCAAAGAAUUCCGGACUUCGAUACCUUCAAUGUGACUUUACAUGCUUGUGCUCAAGGUGGCCAGUGGGAGAUUGGUCUAGCUGCCUUGGAUGAAAUGCUCUUGACGAAGACGCAGCCUUCAUGGACGAUGUACAAUCUGGGCCUUAUUUUGGCCGCGCAGGGUCGACGGUGGGAAUCUGCCCUUGCCUACUUGGAUGACAUGUGGACACGAGUCGUCAUUCCAGAUGACAUGACCUACAGCUCAGCAGUUGCUGUUUGCGAAAGGGCCAGCCAAUGGCGGCCGGCUUUGUCUUUGGUGCAAUCCAUGAAGAGGAAAGGUUUUCGGAUCAAAGCGGAGACCGUCCAAGCAGCCCUCAGAGCAUGUGAGACGGCCCAGGCCACGGCUGCAGAAGAGAUCUUGCGAAAGAUGUUGCCCAAGCCGACCAAGGAUGGUCCGAUGCUGGGUUGAGCAAGUGUAAAAUGACCGAAGCGUGAAGAUAUUGAUAUUUGCAACGUGUUUGUUUGCAAUGCUGCAUGCUUGCAUUAUUGUUUAAACAAUUUUAGAGUCAAGAGACUUCGACCUGCAGAGAAGGCUUUACUGUGCCUGUACCUCUUUAAGAUCUUUAAGCUUUGGCAGACUGGUAUUCGAACAUUUGGCUGUUGGCAGAAUACUUUGAACUCUUCAACUUGUUUUUUUACAGUUUCUUUGCAGCACGC